GUUCAAUUCACACAGCUGGUCCGUGAAAUGGAAAGUCAGGACAAUGAAGUAGCUCGCCUGCACAACCAGAUCCGAAGUCACUACCUACCCCCCGUCUCCAUCAGCUCUACCGUGGACACCUCCCUGUGAGCUGGUAGCUGUUAAUCCAGUGAUAUAAGAAUCUCAAGUGAAACAAAACUGUUUAAAAAUGAGGAGAAGACGGGUUUACCAAUACUUUGUGUGUGCGUCCGUGCUCGUUUACAUAUACUACUUCUUCGGUGUGGGUGACUACAUUUUCUCGAAAAGCUACGACGAUAAUUUCGACUACCCACUCAGCAUUGACAUUAGACCAGUGGUAAAUGAAGUGCUCUCCGGAAAAAAACCGAGCGUCGCCCCAAUAAAUUUGUAUCCGUACAGAUUCUUGAGUAAUUCCGGAAAAUGUUCAACACUGGAGAAGCUGGAUUUGUUCAUUGUCGUAAAAUCCGCUAUGGACAACUUUGCGAAGCGGAACGGCAUACGACAGACUUACGGACAAGAAAACAUAAUACCCGGAAGAAUUGUGAGGGUUCUAUUCUUUCUAGGGAUCGGUGAUUCCAAGUCAAUCACCCAAAUGAGGGUGGAUCGAGAAAUGGCUGACCACAAAGACAUAAUACAAAUAGAUUUUCACGAUAGCUACUAUAAUAAUACGAUAAAAACAAUGAUGUCAUUCCGUUGGCUGUACGAACACUGUUCCACCGCUGAUUUCUACUUAUUUACGGAUGACGAUAUGUUUGUAUCCGUUAAAAAUCUAUUAGAUUACCUUUACGAUAAUCCAUCUACAUCUAGUGCGAAUGAGAUAGAGAGUGCUAAAAAUAAUAAGAUGGUUGUAGGAAAUGAAAGAGAUGGCAUUUUGUUUGCCGGGUACGUGUUUAAUUCAUCACCUCAACGUUUUAGUUGGAGCAAAUGGAGAGUUUCCUUAGAUGAGUAUCCGUGGAACAAAUGGCCACCGUACGUAACUGCCGGAGCUUACGUGGUCUCAAACCGUUGUAUGAAGCUUUUUCACGUGGGUAGUUUGUUCGUGAAAAACUUCAGAUUCGAUGACAUCUAUUUGGGUAUAGUCGCGAAGAAAUUGGGUGUUAAACCUACGCACUGUUCGAGGUUCCAUUUCUACAAGAAGAGUUAUAGUGAGAGUGGAUAUCAAGAUGUGAUUGCUUCUCACGGUUAUAGUGAUCCGGACGAGUUGUAUAGAGUUUGGAAUGAACUGAAUAAGUCUUAAAAAGUAAACAAAUGCUGUCGAUACACAAAAAUGAUAGAUCUAAAAGUUGAUAUUUCCUUUUUCACAGAGAACAUUGUGAGAAGGCUAGUAAUAGUUAUUCAUGACAUUUUCAUUUGUCAUUUUCGUGAAGAGAUCAGAGUGCCAAGUGUCAGAUUUUUUACCAACGUUUACUUAGACGAUCGUGUGAAAAAAAAUACGAUUUAUAUGGUACAACAAAAGUACAACCAUUAUCGUUGACUGAACUUGUGGACCUUUCCACUGCUGGACUUAGUUCUAUGUAAUGUUCACUUCGGGUGCUGUGUCGCCGUUGCAAAAUCUUCAUACCUACUUUAAAUCGUCUCGGAGCUAAAUUAAAAAAAAAACCUGUUGUUGAUGGACGUAAAUGUGAGAGAAUCGGAUCUAAUGGGAUAUUAGAAUAAAGAACCAUUUGGUUUUUUUAAGAAAAAAUACAGAACUUUUUGUAUUUGAUUAUGCCAUGUGUGCUUUAUUAAUAAUAAACUAUUUGGCUGUACGGUGGUACACCUUUGCCUUUUCCCAAAAAAUAAUAUAGUUUCGAUGUUUAACACCUGCAAGGCGUCCCGUGAAAGGUAAUUUUAUUUUUUAAUUUAAAUAGAAAUCAAAAAUGCUCGGAGAAAGUUUCCUGAUCAAAAAUAUGGCUAUUAUUAUAUUCUUGUAGUAUUGUACGAUUUACAAAAUAACGUAUUAAGAAGACUGUUUUAGAAUCUGCUUUUCGAAUGUAAAUACUUUUACGUAAAUCCUUAGUAUGAAAUUUGCACGCAUGGUCUUAGUCGCCUCGUACGACUACUUAGAUAAUCGCAAACAGACACGAUUGCGGGCACGCAAAUUUCGUACUAAGGUCUCAUAUAGCUCUUUUAAAGGCUCACAAAUUCGAUAUAAAUACUUAAUUAGCAUAUAUUGUUUAUAGUUAUAAUGUCUACUAAUAUUAUAAAUCUGAUGUUUGUUAGUACGUUUGAACGCUGUAUUCACAUGAAAUAGAUUAAAUAAAAAUUGGGGCUUAGUGAUUAAAAAUAGCUUUUUCCCAGCUGCCUGCUAGUCUGGCUAAGAGACAUUUUUCUCUCAGGGGAAUGGAUAUACUAUGCCCUGUUGCCAUGCUUGAACAGGUGGACACGUUUAUUCCUUGUCAGGGGACAUAAUCGGGGGCUAGCUUAGCCUAGCGGAGAGAAUUAAAAUAUUUUUUUCUGCUAGGCUAAGCUAGUCGUGAAAAUGGCCCAUAAGCCAGUUAGUUACGAUCUGUGUUUUCCAAUAGCCAUGUCUUUCAAACUAAUUUUAGGAUAUUCUUUGUUAUAUAAAUGUACAUCGCACAUUAUAUCGGCUCAACACCGGAUACUUUAACCCUCUGUCAUUUUGUAUAUUAUACUAUUCAUUGAAUUUCAAAAAGAUGUUAUUUUACUAUAAAUAUUGUUUAGACUUUUUUUGUCAAAAGUAAAAGAUAACUAUAUUGAUGAAUCUAUCUAAUUUCGGGCGUGGUAGAGUUCUUGCAAAUGCCCUCAAACGCGUGUGAAGUCCAACACUUGGCCAGUGGCCAGCCUGGUGGACUUCUUAACCUCAACUUAUUUCAACACUCCUCAACAUUUCUUGUUCUAGUUCUAGUUCUAGUUCUAGGAAAGGUAAAACAGUUUAGUUAUCGUAUUGGCAUCAGCUGGGACUGUCAUUGAUGCAAGUACUGCAAAGAAGUCGAAAAUGUAAAGUGCAUAUUGUGUUAUGUAGUUACCUGCUUAAAAAAUACUUUUUCAACGAAAAAAAUAAAUAAAACUAAAGGGCAAAAUGUAAAGUAUAAUAUACAUUGUCAAUAGUGACAAUGUAUAGUACAUAAUAUGCAUUUUAACUUAUGUAUUAUAAAAUUGUUUAGUGUUAACUGUUUCGGAAUAAAAUAAAAAAACUACUUUUUGCCUUUGAUCAAUCAAUCUAUGAAACACAAUUGUAACAGCUGACUUAGGCCCUCAUUAGCAAACUAGUUUUAAUAUGAUCACGUAUGCUUUUCUAUGUUUCUGCCAGUAAUCAGUGAUUUUCAUACUAUGUACUCUACCUAUAUAAAAUUAUAAAAAAAUACUCAAAAUUAUUAUAUUUAAGCAGUAGAUAGUUACAUAUUGCUUGUUUAAAGAAUAACACCUGUAAAAUACCUAGAUAUUUUAAUCAGUAAUCCUUUUGUGAAUGCAUUAGUGAUUGAAUUAGUAUGCUAAUUAAAACAAAUACAGCGAU
This is a messenger RNA of Pararge aegeria (speckled wood butterfly), 3454 nucleotides long. Its product is annotated as protein C10-like. Bases 188 to 1234 code for a protein of 348 amino acids. The transcript has 2 exons. Gene Ontology annotation, cellular component: membrane. Lineage: Eukaryota; Metazoa; Arthropoda; Insecta; Lepidoptera; Nymphalidae. Gene Ontology annotation, molecular function: hexosyltransferase activity; UDP-glycosyltransferase activity. The record is from RefSeq and is a predicted model, not a curated record. Gene Ontology annotation, biological process: post-embryonic development.